This is a messenger RNA of Cucurbita pepo subsp. pepo (vegetable marrow), 964 nucleotides long. RefSeq lists its product as uncharacterized. Gene Ontology annotation, molecular function: transcription cis-regulatory region binding; protein heterodimerization activity. NCBI's taxonomy places the organism in Eukaryota, Viridiplantae, Streptophyta, Magnoliopsida, Cucurbitales, Cucurbitaceae. Gene Ontology annotation, cellular component: nucleus. The record is from RefSeq and is a predicted model, not a curated record. Gene Ontology annotation, biological process: regulation of DNA-templated transcription.
CCCCCUCAUCUAAGGACGAUGACUUGCCAGUGUAUAGGUUCGUGGUGAAAAAGGACCCGUAGUUCCCCCAAAUUCUCAAACACCGAUCUUUAACAAUGGCUUCGUCCAAAAAAUCCAGUAGUGAAGCCAAGAGCAAAGAAGCGGGAACUUCAAAACCAGCCCCCAAAAACAAGACCCACAACAACAACAACAACAACGCCAGAACAAUCGACAAGGUUUAUUCAAAGAAGAAGAAGGUUAGCAACAACAACAAUAACAACAAGCACACUAGCAAUGGCUCUGUGAAGGAGAACGAGGUGUUACCCAUUUCUGCUCCAGGCGAUGCCGAAGAAGACAGAGUGGAAACCACGAGUAAAUCGCCUAACACCACCAAAUCGAAGAAAGUUAAACGGAAUCAUGGAAAGAAAGAAGAGAAUGGCUAUGCAGAAGAAGAAGAAGAAGAAGAAGAAGCAGAAGAAGAAGAAGAAGUUGAGGAGAAGAUUUAUAAAUUCCCAAUGAAUCGGAUCAAGAAAAUCAUGAGGGAUGAGAAUUCUGAUUUGCGUAUAAAUCAGGAAGCUUUGUUUCUCGUCAACAAAGCAACGGAGAUGUUUCUUGUGCAAUUUUGCAAGGAUGCAUAUGCGUGCUGUGCUCAGGAUCGCAAGAAGUCUCUUGCUUACAAGCAUCUAUCAUCAGUAGUUUGCAAAAGGAAGAGAUACGACUUUCUUUCAGAUUUCGUCCCAGAGAAAUUGAAGUUUGAAGAUGCAUUGAAGGAAAGAAGCAUGGCAGAAUCAGGGAAAGACUAGGCUUUUUGAUAUCUUAAUCUAACACUUCAGCUUGUUCUGUGGAUGUGUUAGGUUUAGGUAUCUUUUUUUGUCAUGUCAAUGGGAAUACAUGGAAGUUAGAACAUUCAUUUUCCCACCGUACAGUUCUGUAAGUUUAUUAACGACAUCUCAGAUCUAACAUAAUUAAACUAUUACUUCUUACA